This is a messenger RNA of Aedes albopictus (Asian tiger mosquito), 6768 nucleotides long. RefSeq lists its product as uncharacterized. The record is from RefSeq and is a predicted model, not a curated record. NCBI's taxonomy places the organism in Eukaryota, Metazoa, Arthropoda, Insecta, Diptera, Culicidae. Gene Ontology annotation, biological process: DNA integration. The transcript is spliced from 2 exons. Bases 644 to 4828 code for a protein of 1394 amino acids. Gene Ontology annotation, molecular function: nucleic acid binding; zinc ion binding.
AUAUUUAUUGGUAAAUUUUUACUUCAAUUCGAAAAUAAGUAAAUCGUACAUAUUUUAAUGUAACAUUUUUAAGCGUGUAUCUUUCAAGCAAAAACAAAACAAACGCUGGCCGACGGGUGACGCUGGUCGUGUUCGAGGUUCGAAUGCGCGUUUGCAUGGUGGUGACUGCAGAUUCGUUGCUGGUUCAGGUAAUUCAGAUUUCCGCCCUCGCCAUGCGAGCUGCCGUCAAAGCUCGACAUUCCGGUUGAGUUCUACAACGGCAUCACGGGAUCAGAACAGAGAGAUCGCUUUGCACGGUGGCACAACAAUGUUAUUUUGGAUUCUGCUCCGAAUCAGGUUAAUCCGGCAGCUAGUCCGGCAGUGACCAAAAUAUGCUGCAACAAAAUGUGACGGAUCCAGGUGUUAUACAUUGAUUGCCAUACCUACUAUUAUACAACAUUGAUACUUUGUAAAACACCCUACCUUACACACUACAAUACAUUGUACCCAACUGUCAGAAGUAAAUAAACGAGCGGAGAGUAAAAAACGUGUUUCACCUCGUCCGAAAACUAAAGUCCGCGUUUCGCGAUUUGCUUCGUCUUCGUCGUCUCAGCGCUAGUGUUCCGCCCUGCUGUCGCCCCGUUACAACAGUUGGCGAACGAGGAUGGUCGACAAUGCUGCUGCUGGUGGCGGUGGAAAUGUUCCACCAAUUGCUGUUGCUGCUGCCGGAGGGAAUCUGCCACCAAAUUUCCACAUCGAUGCCUAUGACCGGAAGAAAACACGUUGGUCUCGAUGGGUGGAAAGGCUCGAGACGGCGUUUACCAUUUACGGCGUAGUAGAUGGUGACCUUCGACGGAACCUGCUUCUACAUCUGAUGGGUUCCGAAACAUAUGAGACGUUGUGCGACAAGAUUGCUCCGGAUAACCCCCGCACGAAGACCUUCCAAGUGAUAGUGGACACCCUCGAACAGCACUUCAACCCAAGGCCACUGGAAAUAAGCGAAAAUUUCCGGUUCAAGUGCCGACGCCAGGGGGACAAGGAUGCCCUCUCCCCGGACGAAACCAUCGACGAAUAUCUAGUGGCCCUCCGUCGCAUCGCCGUUACCUGCAACUUCGGCAACUACCUGGACACGGCACUGAGGAACCAACUCGUGUUUGGCUUGCGGCGGAAUGACAUUCGAGGACGUCUUCUGGAACACAGGCAACUGACGCUGCAGGAUGCCCGGGAUAUUGCGGUCGGCAUGGAGCUGUCCCAGAAAGGCGGCGCAGAGAUUGCCGGCUCUCUUGCGAAAUCGGAGGUAAAUGCUGUCCAACACCGACGAGGUAAGGCGUACGAUAAGAAUGUGGGGGGGAAAUCUCCGACAGCUGGCAAAUCCACGGGAGAGAAGUUCUGCUUCCGGUGCGGCGACAAAUCGCACCUGGCUAAAGCAUGCAAACAUCAAAAUACUGUGUGUUCCUAUUGCCACACCAAAGGACACCUUGAGAGGGUUUGUAUGAGGAAGUCGUCGGCGAGCAAGGCUUCCGCUGGGAAGUCCGAUACUAAAUCUGGGGCAGUGAAAGCGAUCGAUCAGCGAUGUGAUUCUACAGAGGACAUCGAUGCGGGCGAGGUUAUGUAUGGCGAAAUUUGUACCCUGAAUGGUUCCAGAGCGGCGAAGUUGUGGCUGACCCUGGUGCUGAACGGUGUUCCGAUACGGUUCGAGAUCGACACUGGCAGCCCCGUGAGCAUCAUCAGCGCGCAGCUUUUCCAACAGUACUUCAAGGAAUGCCAACUUCGGAAGUGUUCUUUGAAUCUCGUUAGCUACUGCGAUACCAACAUUCGUGUAUUGGGAGUCCUGGAAGUGACCGUCGAUUGCCGCGGGAUGCGAGCCACAUUGCCGUUGUACGUGGUGGAUUCUUCGAAGCAUCCGCUACUCGGAAGAGAGUGGCUCAAAGUGCUGAACGUCAACUGGAACGCGAUCCUGAAGAAGGAAGCUGCAGUGAACGUCAUUGACCAGCCGGUCGGUUCCCGCGAUACUGCUGAGCAGCUGAAGCAGAUUUUUGCGAAGUAUGCGUCGGUCUUCGAGGAUUCUAUGGGGAAAAUUGCAGCCGUUCAAGCGAAGCUGAACUUGAAGCCGAAUGCCCAACCUGUAUUUCUGAAAGCCAGGAAGGUCCCGUUCAACUUGCGAGCCACAGUGGACAAGGAGCUGGACAAACUGGAAUCCGAAGGUGUGCUUACGAAGGUGAGCCACAGUAACUGGGCCACGCCGAUCGUGCCAGUGAAGAAAGCUGAUAACCGUGUUCGAAUUUGCGGGGAUUAUAAGCAAACAGUGAAUCCUCAACUGAAGGUUGAUCAGCACCCCCUACCAACGAUAGAUGAGUUGUUUGCGUCACUGGCGGGUGGUCAGAAGUUCACUAAAAUUGACCUUGUGCAGGCAUAUCUCCAGAUGGAGGUUGCGGAGGAGGAUCGAGAGAUGCUAACGUUAUCUACACACCGUGGGCUCUACCGUCCGAACCGUUUGAUGUACGGUGUAGCAUCUGCUCCGGCGAUUUGGCAGCGCCAAAUUGAAACGAUCCUGCAAGGCAUUGAAGGUGUCACUGUCUUCCUCGAUGACAUCAAGGUCACCGGGCCUACCGAUGCGAUCCACUUGCAAAGGCUCGAAGAGGUCAUGCGCAGGUUGAGCUACUACGGCAUACGCGUCAACCGGAAGAAAUGCGAGUUCUUCACCGACCAGAUUGAGUACUGUGGAUAUCAAAUUGAUCAUGAAGGAAUACACAAGGUCCAGCAGAAAGUUGAUGCGAUUGUCAACAUGCCGCGUCCGAAGAACAAGGAUGAAGUACGCUCCCUUGUUGGACUCGUCAACUACUACGGCCGCUUCUACGAGAACCUCAGCACAGUGCUGUACCCGUUGAAUAACCUUCUGAAGAACGAAGUCCCAUUCGUCUGGACCAAAGACUGCGAGAAGUCGUUCCGGACCGUGAAGGAACAAAUGCAGAAGGAAAACUGUCUUGUGCACUAUUCGCCUGACUUGCCACUAGUGUUGGCCACCGACGCGUCUCCCUAUGGCGUGGGGGCUGUUCUGAGCCAUGUUUUCCCGGACGGCACCGAGCACCCCAUACAGUUUGCUUCACAAACCUUGAAUCGUACCCAGCAACGGUACAUGCAGGUGGACAAGGAGGCCUACGCUAUCGUGUUCGGAGUGAGGAAGUUCUUCCAAUACCUCUACGGUCGGAAAUUCGUCUUGAUAACCGACAACCAGGCGAUUUCGAAGAUAUUCAACGAAAACAAGGGUCUACCAGUGAUGUCUGCACUUCGUAUGCAGCAUUACGCUACAUAUUUGCAAUCCUUUGACUACGAGAUACGCUUCCGAAAGUCGGCGGAUCAUGCGAAUGCGGAUGCCCUUUCUCGAAUGCCGCUGCAAACCACGGAUCCUGAGAACGUGAUUGAGGAGUGCGACGUAGUGGAGAUCAACCAAAUAGAGACUUUGCCGUUAACCGCGGCGGAGCUUGCUGAGGCAACAGCUGCGGAUAAGUCUGUGACCAUGCUGAUCCAGGGACUCAAGCACGGACAGAGCGUCGACGGAAAGCACCGAUUCGGAAUCGAUCAAGCAGAGUUCUCGCUACAAAAAGGAUGUCUUCUACGUGGUAUUCGUGUCUACGUCCCAGCAGUGUUUCGCAAGCGAGUGCUAGCAGAGCUGCAUGCCACACACUUCGGCUCAUCCAGAACAAAGUCGCUUGCCAGGGGAUACUGUUGGUGGAACGGUAUGGACAAGGAGAUAGAGGAGAUGAUUGCCAGCUGCGCUGAAUGUCAGUCAGUUCGGCCGAUGCCCGAAAAAGUUCAGCCUCAUCAUUGGGAACAUGCGACAGAGCCGUUCCAACGCGUCCAUGCGGACUUCGCCGGUCCGUAUCUGGACUGCUAUUUCUUCAUCCUGAUUGAUGCCUACACAAAGUGGCCAGAAAUCAGAGUCUGCCGAUCCAUCACCGCAGAAAAUACAGAAAGCAUGUGUCGCGACAUAUUCAGCACAUUCGGCAUUCCCGCAGUAUUUGUCAGCGACCAUGGAGUGCAGUUCACAGCAACAUCAUUCCAGACAUUCCUGAAACAGAAUGGCAUCGUACACAAGAUGGGAGCUCCAUAUCAUCCCGCCACAAACGGACAGGCGGAACGCUAUGUUCAAACAUUCAAGCAAAAACUCAAGGCCCUCCAGUGUCCGAAAUCCCAGCUGAACGUAGAGUUGUCGAAGAUCCUGUUGACGUACCGCAAAACCAUACAUCCAGUGACCGGUCAGUCGCCAUCCAUGAUGAUGUUUGGCCGCCAAAUACGUUCGCGACUGGACUUGAUGCUGCCGAGAAGCACCGAAGAAACGCCUUCAACAUCGACGCCACGGGAAUUAGAAGCAGGUGACCGAGUUCGCGUACGUGAUUUUCUCACCAGCAAUAAAUGGCAAUUCGGCAGCGUGACUUCGAAGCUUGGUACCCUACGCUACGCGGUGAAGCUCGACGAUGGAAGAAUCUGGGAGAGGCACAUCGAUCACAUCGUGAAGGUCGGUGCAGCUCUAAGAUCACCAACAAGCAACGAAACAUCAGCGAGUGAACCUCAUCGUGUUGAACGCUAUUCAUCGACAGCAAUGACGACUGCGGAGCCAUCUGCCAUUGCUCCACCUUCUCCGGCACAGGAGACGGCUGGUGCUGAACCGGUGUUUCUUGAUCGAACUGGUUCGGUGAGCGAUGGACCUCCACGACCAACAGAUCAGCCGAUGCAACCGGAGAUGUCGCAAGGUGCCGCACAUGGUGCCGAAUCAUCGAGAGCAGAAAACGUACCGCCUCUACGGCGUUCUACAAGAAUAAUAAAACCUCCCCAAAGACUUAAUCUCUAAUUUUUUGAAUUGUAUCCUUGUUUGCAUUUUUGACAAAGGGGAGAGAUGUUAUACAUUGAUUGCCAUACCUACUAUUAUACAACAUUGAUACUUUGUAAAACACCCUACCUUACACACUACAAUACAUUGUACCCAACUGUCAGAAGUAAAUAAACGAGCGGAGAGUAAAAAACGUGUUUCACCUCGUCCGAAAACUAAAGUCCGCGUUUCGCGAUUUGCUUCGUCUUCGUCGUCUCAGCGCUAGUGUUCCGCCCUGCUGUCGCCCCGUUACAACACCAGGAUUACUCCAGUAUCCAGACCCAGUAUUACUCUGCCUUACCACUCACAUCAACCAACGGCAGCAGCAACAAAAUUUUAUCUCCGAUUUUCGCCGGCAGGAUGUCCUCUGAAUUGUCGGCAAACCACCAACCCAGAACGUGACGUGACAUCCCGAAAAGCAGCUCGACAAAGGAGGAGCAUAAUCUGGCUGCCCGCCUGAAUGACAUCUCCGGCCCAACGUCGAUUUAUGUAAGGGGAAUCAAGUUGUUGAGAAUCAAGACUCUCCGCCAACAUCAACCCACGCACGGUCCGGGAGGACGUGUGAGCAAUCUUGUAUACGUCUAUCAUCCGUGCAUUGUGGCCAAGGUGAUAACGGAACCGUUCGAAAAUGGAUUUCCACCGUGCACACCGAGCAAGCCUGUGUCGGAUGAAGCGAGAAAGUCGGAUUGGAAGGGGCAAGGUUCGGUAUUCCGGGACCCCCGCAAUUGAUUGCCAAGGUCGCAGCCAAGAGCAUCAGCCGUAGAGCGUUUUCGUUUUCAGCAAAACCUCGGCCAAUGAUGCCGAUCAACCACCCGACAAAAGCCUCACAGAAGUUAUGACGGAAAUUGAAAGGCAGCAGCAGAAUAAUCAACCAUCCGUGGACGACCAGAUGGUUCAGCCGCUGGAACGGCUCUCGCUUAUGAUUGGGACAAGGAAGCCGUUGUAUACAGUUCUAGAGAAGAAAACGACCGCCUGGCGAGAGGAGUAUAUUUCGGUGUAGCAGGAUUCCUGCGGUAAGCUCAAGUAGGUUACCGAUGGCAUAGAUUACCGCGUUAAUAUACAUGGUAAGAGGGGACAAUUUAUAAAAAAGCGGCGUAAAACAUAAUAAUUUUCGAAAAAUAUUGCAUGCAUUUUCAGCGCUAUCAUACAAAGGCGCCAACUUAUGAUGUUUAGUUGGAGGAUAGGAGGGGGUGGGGCUGGUAUGGAGGCGGAGGUUUUUCCAAAGCAGAUUUUCGUAAUUAUAGACCACUUCACGGCGAAAUUCUAUCUCUUUUGCUCCUUCAGAGAGUUUAAAAACAACAGGACCAGUACCUGUCAAAUUUGACAGGUGUUAGUCCUGUUGUUUUCUAAUUUCCCGUAGGAGAAAAAGAGAGCGAUUUCUUGAUGACGUCACCGUGCAAUAGGGCACUGCAUGAAAUUCUCUCCUUCUCUUUCACUCUUACAGGAAUUUUGUAAACAACAAGGCCAAGAAACGUCAAAAUCCCAUACACAAUCAAAACAGUGCAGUGCCCUAUGGGCAAUUGGGUUGUUUAGGUGUACAUAUUAUCAUCGCAACACCAAAUCGAAGUCGGCGAAGUAAUUUGAAUCAAUUAUUAUUGCGCAUCAUAAAACUUAUUAAUAGCUACAACAUGCACUAAUCCGAAUCGAUUUGCGACUCAUAAAAGAAGGUACUUUUACUGAAAUUGGUAAUCUCUUGCAUUUGGACUAAGAUUUGGACACUAUAGUCUGAAAGGUCUUCUAAUAUAGGGUCGCUCUUUAAACCUGUAACACAUAACAUUCGUUGAAUGAACUAUUUAAUUCAAAGUAGCCGUAUGCUAUAUGUUUCAGGCUUUAGUCUAAGUUAGUGUAGUUUUUGAUUGUAGAAAAAUAAUGGUUAAGCACGCUGUAAUGUUACUUUUGUACCUCAUCACCCACUAAGUGCA